CUUCAGCUUGAACAAACGAACAACGUGAAUGAUGCAUUAUUAGUUAUGGGAGAAUUUCUGGCUGUUUUUCUUGUAAUAACAUUUGUGACUGUUAAUCAUAUUGGUCAAUCUGUGAAGGUCUGUGGACCCAAUAAUAGUACAAUAUCACUGGUAUACGAAUAUCCUGAACCAAGAGGAACAGUAGUAUGGAGGAGAGAAAAUGGGAGUAUUUUCGCUGUUAUAACUCAAGCUAAGUGUGGAUCUUCGGAUGAACCUAAAUACAAAUUUUUAUGUGAAAAUGGUGGACGAAAACAUGUUCUAGAAGUUAACAACCCAGAUGAUGGAGAAGUCUAUUAUACAGUAGAUAUAGCAGAUAAUAGAUCUGUUGUAAUUCAAGAUAAAGGAUCGUUAAACGUAACCGUAAAUGAAGAACCGUUUUUGUGUCAGCUAACAGAUACUGGUGUACAACUGGUGUGUAGUAUAGGAUGCAGUAAACCAGCACCAAAAUUAAUAUGGAAAUUUACAUCUAAUAUGGGUGGAACACUACAAGAUUUAUCAGGUGGAGUGGAAUCUGUUAUUACAGGAUGUUCACCUGGAUACGUUUCUAAAACUAACACUAUAACUAUAUCAAAUACAACACCUAUACUGGGUGGUCUAGAUGGUUAUACAAUAAUAUGUGAGGCUUCUUAUCCUGGCUGUGAUAACACGGUAACACCUGAUCAAUUGAACAAGUCUUGUUCUGUUCGACCAGUCGUACAUAUAGAACCCUCAACCAGUCCAUAUAAAGUUAUAGAAGGGGGACAACUCGUGUUGACUUGUCAAGUAACCAAUUCAGAUUUGGCAGUACCAUCUGAUAUUUAUAAAUGGACUAAGAAUGGUGUACAGAUAACAGGUCAAAAUUCAUCUAUAUAUAGAAUGCAACCAGUAGAGAGAUCAGAUACAGGCAGUUAUUAUACCUGUACAGGUAGUAAUACUGCUGGCCCAGGUAGAUCAUCUACACCUGUACAACUUGAGGUUUUAUUCGGUCCCAUGGUAACUGUAUCAGUUGAUUCUGUAGCUAAAACAGAAAAUGACGACCUUCAGUUGAUCUGUACCGUUGAAUCUAAUCCACCACCAACAACGUUUAAAUGGUAUAAACCAGAUGGUAGUAGUGUUGAUGUAUCUUCUAAUAGACGACUUGAUAUAUCUAAUAUUACCAGGAAUCAGGGUGGUAUAUAUAGAUGUGAAGCUACUACUACUCUAGUACCAACUAAUGGUAGCCCUAUAACUAGAUCUCACAAUAAAACUAUAGAUGUUACUGUACUAUACCUCGAUCCAGUAACUUUAAUACCAACUGGAGAUAAACUGAUAGUAAAUGAAGGAUAUCCAACCAGUUUCACGUGUUCUGCUGACAGUAACCCUGUAGCCUUGAUUACCUGGUACAGUGGUACAACUCAAAUAUCAUCUACACAAAGCAACAUAGAUACAUUUACAAUACAACAACCUUCAUGUCUGGAUACUGGUGACUAUACUUGCCACGCUACCAAUACAGAAAUACCAAAUGUUCAAUACAACCAAUCAUUGAAAGUAUUUAUUAACUGUUCACCUAGACAAGAUACCAGAGUUAUAACAACAUCUAUAGUUAGUAGUAAUAUAAGAGAUAUAGUACAACUGGUAUCUGAUGUUAUAUCCUAUCCACUACCAACCUUCACCUGGUAUUAUAAUAAUAUAACUACUGGAGAUGUUGAACCUAUCUAUAAUGAUGAUGUCUUUAAUCAGAAUGAUACCAGUAUAUCUAUCAACACUUAUAGAUCAACAUUAAAUAUCAACAUUGCCUCCAACAUCUACUAUACAUCAUAUACAGUCAAUGUAUCUAAUAAUAUUGGUUAUACAGAACUAGAGUAUCAAGUUACAGCUCAAUCUAAACCUGGUGUACCUUCUAAUAUCAAUACAUCAGCACCAAGUCAUGACAGUAUCUGUAUUACAUGGACACCAGGAUUUAAUGGUGGAGAUCAACAGGAAUUUAUUGUUCAACAUUCAAUAGAUAAUAAAACCUGGACUAGUUCUACACCUCUAGCAGAAUCUAAACCUGAUUAUUGCAUAAAGAAUCUACAAGCUGAUACACCAUAUUAUAUUAGAGUUAUAGCUAGAAAUAAAUAUGGUGAUAGUCAACCGGUUUAUCUGAGAGUAAUUGCCGACUCAGUACGAACUAUGAAGAAAUUUUCCUCAGACAGUGAUGUUAAAAACGAAAGUCCAGAUGGUGUUGUUGUUGGUGUAUCGGUGAUGUUGGUUCUUGUAACCAUCGUGUCAAUAUUAGCUGUUCUAUCUACCAUAUAUUACCGACGGAAAUAUCAACAGAUACUACAAGGUAGUGAAAUCCCAACUAUCAGACAACCAAACAUUACUGGUUUUGAUAAUAAUGGUUUAAUGUCGACAUAUGAUGGUCUAGAAUUUAGUGAAAGAAGACCAACUGAAGGAACAUAUCAAGAAUUGAUUCAGAAUUCUACUAAUGUUGACGAUACAUCUAGUAACAGAAUGGGAGAUCCAACCUAUAUAAAUACCAGAUUCAGAAUAUAGUUGGUUUCAAUUUGUUGGUAUGUGGUUGAAUGACAUUGUAUAAUAUCCAGUAUACAAUUACAUCACCUUUGUAUCUACCAGUUAUUUAACUUUAAAAUACAGAUGUGACGUCAUCCUUUGAUGUUGGAGUACCAUUAUUUCAAAUAAUCGUACGGGCAAUGUGCCAAGCGUAACUUGAUAAAAUAUUGAACUCGAGUGACGUAUUUCAUUGCAAAGCACGUGCAAGUGUCUGUAUUUUAAGUUGUUUAAUGGUCUCGAGCUUAAGACAUUGCGUAAUAUAUUGUAAAAACAUUCGGGCCUCACGGCCCUCAUGUUGUUACAAUAUAUUACUUAAUGUCUCGCUCUCGACCAUUAAACCACACUUAGUUCAUCUCAAUAGUCCUAUAUAAAGCAUUAUCAGAGUAUAUGUCUUGUAUUAACAUUGCGUAGAUUAUAAUGAAUUAUCCAUGUAUAUGUCUUGUAUUAAUUAUUUAACAUUGAGUAGGUUAUGGAAUAACUCUGUAACUGAUUUUAUGAUUGUAUUGUUUAAAUCAAUAUCCUGUAUAUAAUUACGUCACAUAUUUUACAUCAAAUUGUGGUAUGCUUUAGUUUAUCUUGUGAUUACCACGUUCAGUACAACUUUUUUAUUGGUGCCAAACAGCUAACACCACACCGUGGGGACCUCCAGUGUAUAAAUCUAGUAUUUUGUUUUCUGCGAAAUUUUAUCAACGAUGCUAUACAGAAAACCAACAUCGAAAUAAUAAUAAUAUUACCUCAUAUUCAUAUAAGUACGUUUAAUUCCCUAUGCUUAGAUUCUUACUUGAAAUCGCGUAAUUGUCUGAAAAUUAUUAAUCAGUAACAUUAAUUUAAUGAUCAUAUUUUCACUGUACUUUAUAUUCCACCAUAUAAUAACACUUGUAAUAUAAAACAUUAACUAUUGUUUGUUUUUAACAUUAUAUUUUAUUCAAUAAAUGUCAGGUGGGAUUCAAGUUUACGAAUAUAGCGAAAAAAUUAGCAGUCUUUUUAUUUAUUAAAGAUGCAUAAUGUAAAAUUUAGAUUAAAAGCUGGACGUUCUUGUUAUAAUAGUUCAAAUAUAGAUCAUGAGAAAUUACUAAAUUGAAAAUUUCAUUCAUUUUCCUUUAUUAAUGGCGAAGUUAUGACUGUUUGAACAUUUAGCAUAGGUCGUUCAUCAUCGUAAAAACGGUACUUGUCAACCGAUUGUGCCUUUUAUCCUUAAAUUUUAAAAUCUCGCGCAUGUUUAAAUCCGUUUAAAUCUAGGCCAGUCUGUAAAGAUAUCACAUACCAGGAAGAUCUACGAACCUAUAAGUCUGUAAAGAUAUCACAUAUCAGGAACAACCUGUUCUGUCGCUGAUGUCACUACCGGAAACUGGUGAUGAAAGGACUGUCAAGCGAGGCUACCAUAGCCAUUGAGCAUGUUACUUGAUAAUCGAGAAUAUGUGGGUGGAGUUAUUGUUUGUCAAUGAAAGGAUCGCCAAUUAUCAUAGACGGUGCAGACACAAUUGAUGCCUAUUUCUAGUCCAAAAUUCCAAAAGUGACAAUUCCGAUGAGAACAAAGUGAUCUGACUGAAAUUUUUAUUAUUAUAGCAAGAUUUUUAUUAUUAUAGCAAGAAUGGACAACUCUUUAUAAACUUAUUAACUAAUGUAUCGUUAAAUAAUGAAUCUGAGUACAUAUUCACGUGCAAUAAGUUUAUCA
Molecule: messenger RNA, 4228 nt
Organism: Patella vulgata (common limpet)
Lineage: Eukaryota; Metazoa; Mollusca; Gastropoda; Patellidae
Product: hemicentin-1
Exons: 14
Coding region: 46-2535 (829 amino acids)
Biological process (GO): cell-cell adhesion
Cellular component (GO): cell-cell junction
Molecular function (GO): cell adhesion molecule binding
Source: RefSeq, a predicted model, not a curated record